CUCCUCCCUCGUACACAUAAUCGAGACACCCCCCUUCUUCUUCUUCUUCCUGCACCUUCUCCCUCGACCUCGCCCUCGCCCUCGCCCUCGCCCUCGCCGUGUAAUGAGCGUUGUAGCCUCUCGUGCAUCUCCUUCGCCCUAGCAAUUCCUGAGCUCCAUUUUUUUUUUCCCGACCAAAUUAUAAUAUUGCUAUUUAAUUGGUACUUAUAUAUUAGUAUUGAUUGAUUAUUGAUACCCGGGUGAUCGGAGGAGGAUUCGGUUAAUCGCCUAGAAGAUUUAACUUAGAGUUGGGAGAAGGAUAACGGAAGUGUGGAAAGAUGCCGUUUUGCGACGUGAGAGAAAGCAAUGGGAUGAGGAUCUUUUACAGGAGAUAUGGCCAUGGAAGCACCAAAGUCCUCCUCAUUAUUGGAUUGGCGGGGACGCACGACUCGUGGGGGCCGCAGAUAAAGGGUCUGACGGGGGCGGUGGAGCCCAACGACGACGAGUCGGAGUCGGAGUCGGAGUCGGCGGCGGCCGUUGGCGGAGGAUCGGACGGCCAUGAUGAGGAGGGGCAAGUGGAGGUUGAGGGGAUUGAGGUGUGCUGCUUCGACAACCGCGGCAUGGGUCGGAGCACCGUGCCCACCAAUAAAUCCGAAUACACAACGACGAUCAUGGCGAGAGAUGCCUUGGCUCUGUUGGAUCAUCUUGGCUGGAAAAAAGCUCACGUCUUUGGUCACUCCAUGGGUGCGAUGAUCGCUUGCAAAUUAGCAGCAAUGGCGCCUGAUAGGUUGUGCUCCUUGGCGUUGCUGAAUGUAACAGGAGGUGGCUUCGAGUGCUUUCCCAAGAUUGACCGCCAAAUGAUGUCUCUCGCAUUUCGUUUCUUAAGGGCGAAAACUCCAGAAGAAAGAGCUGUUGUUGACUUGGAAACCCACUACACAAAGGAAUAUCUUGAUGAAUAUGUAGGAUCAUGUACAAGAAGAAGUAUUCUUUAUCAACAAUACGUAAAGGCAAUAUCAUCAACGGGAAUGCAAUCUAACUAUGGUUUCGAAGGCCAAGUCAAUGCAUGCUGGACACACAAGAUGACAGCUAAAGAACUUGACACGAUUCGCUCAUCUGGAUUCCCAGUUUCAGUCAUUCAUGGAAGGUAUGAUAUCAUUGCUCAACUAUACCAUGCUAGGAGACUUGCAGAGAGACUGUACCCAGCAGCAAGAAUGGUAGAGCUUCAUGGCGGUCAUUUAGUGAGCCAUGAAAGGCCUGAUGAGGUAAAUUUAGCUCUUUUGGAUUUGAUAAGGGCGUCAAAGGCUAAGCUUAAGGAGCAAGAAUGGGCAUGUUUGCCGGAGAGAGAAUCUGGGUGGCUCAUUUUGGGGAUGCCAAUAUCCCUGAGCAUUAGGAACAAUGAAGGAGCAAUUGGUCUUGUAACUGUUUAUAACUUGCUAGGAAAGCUGCAACUAAGCUUUCUUUACUUCAUAGGGAUAUUUGUCAUGGGUUUCGAGCAUAUGAGGAAUGUGAUGAGAAUCAUGAAGCCGGUCAGAGUUGCGGCCAUUGAAUCACAAGCAGAACUUUUAUGUGACAAACAUAUCUCCGCAACAUCAUGACAUGCAAGACCUCCGAUACUUUUCUUCGCGAUAGAGAUUUUUUUUUUUCUUCCGAAGAAUACAAAGCACAGAAAGGCUGAUUGGAUUAAGCUUUUCUCCGGACAAAAGGCUGUCCGAGACAGCAAUUGUAUGUACUCUAAUAAGGACAUAUCAAUGAUAUGGUUCAUGUGAAACUUCUGUUUUUCCUUUUUGUUGUUUGUAACAUUCUUUAUACAUUCUUCGAUUCUUUUCUAUAGUGAGAAAUGUCAUUAAAACAGUUUAUGUAUCAUGGAUGAUUCAAGCUCAGUUAUUAUCU
Molecule: messenger RNA, 1869 nt
Organism: Ananas comosus (pineapple)
Lineage: Eukaryota; Viridiplantae; Streptophyta; Magnoliopsida; Poales; Bromeliaceae
Product: putative aminoacrylate hydrolase RutD
Exons: 11
Coding region: 318-1574 (418 amino acids)
Molecular function (GO): catalytic activity
Source: RefSeq, a predicted model, not a curated record